AGGGACGUUCUUGUGUUUGUCCUUUACAGGCUUCCGUUGUUACGUAAUCAUAAGGUUAAACCAGAGGAGCUGUUAGCAAGCUAACAGCUAACAUACAUCAUACACAAUUCAGGUGAACUGUAAACAAGAGAAGCCCAACAGGAUGACCAGUGUGCUCUGCAGCAGAGCUCGACUGGUGACGUACCUGCCAGGGCUUCACGUUCUAGUUCAUCGUGUUGUUGGAGCCAGAACUUUCUCUGGGGCGUCCGGCUCAGAUGAGCCACACUUGAACAUCACAACCCCUAACGUUGCACCCAGGACAGUGUGGCCGGAUGAGAACAUGGGCCCAUUUGGGCCUCAGGAUAAGCGCUUCCAGUUGCCGGGUAACGUGGGCUUUGACUGUCAUUUGGAGGGUCCAGCGGAGCAGAGGAACACACCGAUCCACAGUGUGAUGCCGGACUUGCUCACUGCUCAGUCCAGCAGCGAGAGGCACAACUUCAUCCUGGCCCAUUUCAUCAAUGAGCUACAUGAAAUUGAUCAAACUUCUUCAGCACAGAACGAAGAUAAAGCAGAGCACUUUUUUGAUCAUUCCAGUGUGGAGUGUGCCAUUCAGUCUUGCCCGGAAUUGUUAAAGAAAGAUUUUGAGUCCAUGUUCCCUGAGGCGCCGUCAACUGGCUUGAUAGUGGUCACUGUGACUCAGAAGACACAGAACGACAUGACGGCCUGGACUGAGCAAGUGGACAAAGAAAGGGAAGAGCUGCUGGCUAAAUUUAUUUCAGGUGCCACAGAGAUAUGUAAUGCUCUCCGAACAGAAGGAUUCUGGGCCGAUUUCAUAGACCCGUCAUCUGGACUUGCAUUCUUUGGUCCGUACACAAACAACUCACUCUUUGAAACAGAUGAAAGGUAUCGGCAUUUAGGUUUUCAGAUUGAAGACCUGGGCUGUUGUAAAGUGAUUCGGCAUGUAAUGUGGGGGACGCACGCUUUUGUGGGCACACUUUUCACCACAGCGCCACCCAACAGCCAGAUCAUGAAGAAGCUACAAGGGGACUAAAGUUAAUUAGUUAAAGAUGCUGUGUGUGUCGCCAUGUGAACACUUGUCAAUAUCAAAAACACACUUACAUCCCAUAAAGCACUUAAUGAAGUUUCCCAAUGACUGCUGCUGGAAAUCUGUAUUUAUUUUUGUAGAACAAAGAGCACUUUUGGUGUAACUUUUAUUUUGGAUAUUUGUUUUACAGAGGGAAGUUCUGUGUCAAAUGUCUAACAUCUCUCUCUCUCU
Messenger RNA from Rhinichthys klamathensis goyatoka, 1255 nucleotides. It is a transcript of the gene mmadhcb, whose product is annotated as metabolism of cobalamin associated Db. NCBI's taxonomy places the organism in Eukaryota, Metazoa, Chordata, Actinopteri, Cypriniformes, Leuciscidae. The coding region runs from base 143 to 1030 and encodes 295 amino acids. The record is from RefSeq and is a predicted model, not a curated record. Gene Ontology annotation, cellular component: mitochondrion. Gene Ontology annotation, biological process: cobalamin metabolic process. The transcript has 8 exons.